Messenger RNA from Nelumbo nucifera (sacred lotus), 1345 nucleotides. It is a transcript of the gene EXL7, whose product is annotated as EXORDIUM like 7. Lineage: Eukaryota; Viridiplantae; Streptophyta; Magnoliopsida; Proteales; Nelumbonaceae. The record is from RefSeq and is a predicted model, not a curated record.
UAUAUCUUCAACUACCAAAGCAAAACUAGGAGAGCUUUAGAAACUAAGAUGGACAACCCAUAUUUCUGUCUUCUCCUCUUGUUAGCAUUCUCUUGUUUCUCCACCAGGGUCCUCUCAUGGCGCCAUGACCAGCAAUACAAUGAAGGCAAGAACUAUGAAGGUUCCUCCGACCUCAUAAACCUAGAGUACCACAUGGGUCCUGUCCUGGCUUCCCCCAUCAAGCUCUAUAUCAUAUGGUAUGGCCAUUGGAACCCAAACCACCAAGCCAUCAUAAGAGACUUUCUUGUUUCACUCUCCACUUCCUCUUCUUUCCCCUCUGCUGCAGAUUGGUGGCGCACUGUCCGCCUCUACACCGAUCAAACAGGCGCAAACAUCACCGGAAAUAUUGUCCUCUCAGGCGAGUACAAUGAUUAUAUAUACUCCCAUGGUACCACCCUGAGUCGCUUGGCGAUGCAAUCCAUCAUCAGGACAGCCGUGACCGCCUACGGUGGGAUACCUCUCAAUCCUUACAGUGGCCUCUACUUGGUGUUGACAUCCUCAGAUGUCCGGGUGGAAGAUUUCUGUAGGGCAGUCUGUGGCUUCCACUAUUUCACCUUUCCGGCCAUUGUUGGUGUCACUGUGCCAUAUGCAUGGGUUGGGUACAGUGGUACCCAAUGUCCAGGGAUGUGUGCAUACCCAUUUGCCUGGCCCAACUAUUCAGGCAGGCCACCGAGCAAUGGGGCCAACAACAUAAUGGGAGCUCCAAAUGGAGAUGUGGGUGUGGAUGGAAUGAUCAGUGUCAUUGCACAUGAGCUUGCAGAAGUGUCAAGUAACCCACUUGUGAAUGCAUGGUAUGCCGGUGAUGACCCUACAGCUCCUACCGAGAUUGCUGAUUUAUGUGUCGGUGUGUAUGGCUCUGGAGGGGGUGGAGGAUAUGCCGGCAAGGUCUACAGGGACAACUGGGGCAAUGGGUACAAUUUGAAUGGUGUGAGAGGAAGGAAGUUCCUGGUGCAAUGGGUAUGGAACCCUGUCAGAAAGAGAUGCUUUGGGCCCAAUGCCAUGGAUUAGAAAUUAGGUAAGCUGAUUGUAUUGGUUCUGGAUGCAUAAGCAUCCUAUAAACUAGAAUAUCCUACCUUCUGUUCAUCUGUCUUUCUCAUCAACUUUCAGAAAGCAUGGAUCACAAGGAGUCAAAAGAGAUGGAUUUGGGGAUUGUUCAGACUUCAGAGGGAUGGGCUCUUACUCUUUUAGCCUUUUUCUUAGUAUGUCUUGUACAAAAAGUCUCUUCUGUGUUCUUGGUUUUAUUAGUAAAAAUGUUCAAAGGUUAAUAGUUCAUAAAUGACAGAUCAGUUCAUUUUAUUGUUUGAAA